UAUGAAAACCCGUGGACAAUCCCAAAUAUGUUAUCAAUGACGAGAAUUGGCUUGGCCCCAGUUUUGGGCUAUUUGAUUAUUGAAGAAGAUUUUAAUAUUGCACUAGGAGUUUUUGCUUUAGCUGGGCUAACUGAUUUGUUGGAUGGAUUUAUUGCUCGAAACUGGGCCAAUCAAAAAUCAGCUUUGGGAAGUGCUCUUGAUCCACUUGCUGAUAAAAUACUUAUCAGUAUCUUAUAUGUUAGCUUGACCUAUGCAGAUCUUAUUCCAGUUCCGCUUACUUAUAUGAUAAUUUCAAGGGAUGUAAUGUUGAUUGCUGCUGUUUUUUAUGUCAGAUAUAGAACUCUUCCAACACCGCGAACAUUUGCUAAGUAUUUCAAUCCUUGCUAUGCUACUGCGAGGUUAAAACCAACAUUCAUCAGCAAGGUAAAUACAGCAGUCCAGUUAAUCUUGGUAGCAGCUUCUUUGGCAGCUCCGGUUUUCAAUUAUGCUGACAGCAUUUAUCUUCAGAUACUGUGGUGUUUUACAGCUUUAACGACAGCUGCAUCAGCUUACAGUUAUUAUCAUUAUGGUCGGAAAACUGUUCAAGUGAUAAAAGACAGAUGAAAGUCGUCCAUCAGCACUAGCAAGGAAGCAAUAUAUACAUCCGCGGCAGAGCCAGUGGAAAUCUAGAGGAGUUUCCCUGUUUUGAUGUUCAGCUUGAAAAAGGACUUAUCAGAACAAACCUUGUCAUUAAAAUUUAAGUAAUGUGCAUUGAAAAUAAGCUUGAUCGUGGGCAUAUGCAGAAUUUCAAUGUAUUUUUAAAUACAAAUAAAACUAUAAUUUAGAAUUUUUAAUCUUAGGUUUCUUGAUUAAGAGAUCAAUUAGUUAUUCUAAUUAUUGUCAGUCAUUUUUUUAGUAUGUUUCUUAAAAACAUAGUCCAGAGCAUGGAAACUAAAGUUGACACCUCUCUUUAAGUAGAAUUUAGAUUGGUUACAAAGCAGUAGGGAGUUUCCUGGGUUUAAAUAUGUAUCCUAUACAAUUUGGAUAUACAUUUUUAUGUUUGAUUUUUAGAUCCAUGUAUACAUUAACAAUUCAUGUGGUUAAUAUUUGAUCAUAUAGGAUAAUAAGAAUAAAGUUAGCUUAGCUGUGGAUGAAGUAAAGUUGUAAAGAGAUUUAAAAUUAAGUUUUGAAAAUAAUAAAUGAGGUCAAACAACAUAGGUAUUGAAGUUCGUGUUCAGUAGUCUUCCAGCUCUCAGGUGCCUCAUAGUUUAUGUAUCAGGAUAACAAAUAGCAAAGGUAGUUGAAAUUGAGAAUGUGGCCAUUAACCUUUGCAUCUAAAAGGUAGUUACAUUCUGGCUUCCCACUGUGUUUCUAACGUAGCAAUGUUUGUAUGAUAUUGAAACCUGUACUUAUGUUAUGUAAAUAAUAUGAAACUGUAUAUUUUUCAAAGGUUUUUAAAAAAACUUUGGGGAAUCUUCUUUUGUUGAGAUGUUAAAAGAAUAAAAGAGCUAGAAAAAAAAAAUUGUACCUUC
Molecule: messenger RNA, 1511 nt
Organism: Galeopterus variegatus (Sunda flying lemur)
Lineage: Eukaryota; Metazoa; Chordata; Mammalia; Dermoptera; Cynocephalidae
Gene: CRLS1
Product: cardiolipin synthase 1
Exons: 6
Coding region: 28-603 (191 amino acids)
Biological process (GO): cardiolipin biosynthetic process
Cellular component (GO): mitochondrion; membrane
Molecular function (GO): cardiolipin synthase activity; CDP-diacylglycerol-glycerol-3-phosphate 3-phosphatidyltransferase activity
Source: RefSeq, a predicted model, not a curated record